Chlamydomonas reinhardtii is the source of this 1287-nucleotide messenger RNA. RefSeq lists its product as uncharacterized. Bases 242 to 742 code for a protein of 166 amino acids. The record is from RefSeq and is a predicted model, not a curated record. The transcript is spliced from 3 exons. Lineage: Eukaryota; Viridiplantae; Chlorophyta; Chlorophyceae; Chlamydomonadales; Chlamydomonadaceae.
GCGAAAGACUUGCAGCCUUUCGUACUCAGACACAUAGCUCAACCUGCAUAUUACUAGACGCGACAGAACUGCAGACCCAGGCGGGACCACUGGUUGCGGGCACCACUCGCUCUCGCGUCGCUUUUUCCUUCACGUUUCAGUGCUCCUAGAAGGUGCCCAGCCUUCUUUACAAGGGCAGAUUACUUGCCGUAAGCAACGCAGCGGCUGCGUGGCGUUGUAGCGCGGAAGUGAAGGGAAGAAGAUGGCCAUGGCCUCGCUCAGCACCGCCGCAAGUCCAGCGCGGAGGGCCAGUAUGGACUGCCGGCGCUCCAUGGACCUCACAGCACCCGUUUUGGCGCGGCGCUGCGCUGCCCAGCGGACUUCACGGCUUGUACCUCUGAACGCCGCGGCCGAGGGCACAACGUCGUCCAGCCAGCAAGCGUUUGAGAGCGUGGACCAAGUGGCUACCCAGCAGCCGUCUAAAGCGCAGGGUGGAGCCUGCCCCUUCGACACGAACUACUGGCACUACUCGCGGUCUUGGCCCUGGUGGCAGCAGCGCGCGUUCCUGGUGCCCGCCGGCAUUGCCUUUAUCGUGGCCGCUAACAUGAUGGAGGAGCCCGGCAUCAAGACCACGUUGAUGGCAAGUAUCCCAGUGGCGCUGCUGUGGUACCUGGGCCUGGUGCUGGUGCCCCGGCAGUUCAGCACCUACUGCAGCACCUGGGCCAAGGAGCACCCGGAGCAGGCACCGGAGAGCCGGAAGUAGUGAUAGCGGCGGUGCAGCAACAGGAACAACUUGUUGGUCAGUGAGUGGGCGUCGCAGCAACUGGCGCACUUGUAUCUUAAGGCCCUGUGAGCGGCUUUCAUGAGAGGCAAGGGUGCACGAGUGAAUUUGUUUUGAAUGUGUGGUUGUUUAUUCUUCGUCGAUCAGUGGUUCAACAUCACAGGCAAUGGCCGCCGCUGGAAACGUUUUGGAGAGAAAUGCGGCAGAUGUGUGGCCGCGUGUGGUAGUUGUGGAGGAGCGUGUGAGAGUUUCGAGAAUUUGAUUGGCUUCUGAGCAUACACUGAACUAAGCCCAACAGCGGCGUUGUAGGCGCACUGGUCCCUUUAGAUGGCACUGUGGCGGGAAGUGGCGUUGUGGAUUGCGGAGUGCUAGAGUGCCGCACGAGUGGCACAAUCGACCCGGUCCAGGGGGAGUCCGACUGCAUCCGAAGACUCUGACUUGUAAACUGGUGAACGUUGCACAUAACAUACAAUACCCCGCAUCUGGAUUCACUCUGAAGCUUAGCUGCUGAAACGAAUUAUGAGAAA